This is a messenger RNA of Panicum virgatum (switchgrass), 540 nucleotides long. RefSeq names its product peroxygenase-like. Bases 1 to 540 code for a protein of 179 amino acids. The record is from RefSeq and is a predicted model, not a curated record. The transcript has 5 exons. NCBI's taxonomy places the organism in Eukaryota, Viridiplantae, Streptophyta, Magnoliopsida, Poales, Poaceae. Gene Ontology annotation, molecular function: monooxygenase activity; calcium ion binding.
AUGGACGCUUUUGAACGGUCAUAUGCCAAGCUCGUCAUGCCACAUUCCCGAAUUGUGAAAGUCGGCGUGCAGCUGGUUAAGAGAGACAAGGAUUGCCUGCGAGCAAUAGGCUGUGGGCUCCCUGUAUCAUUCAUGGCCACUAUGCUGAUCCAUCUGUUCCUCAGUUAUCCCACUCAGACGGGAUGGUUACCUUCUCCUUUGCUGUUCAUCCAUAUAAAGAACAUCCACAAGGGCAAGUACGGGAGCGAUUCUGAAUCCUAUGACACUGAAGGGAGGUAUGAUCGAUCGAAGUUCGAUGCCAUAUUCAGCAAGUACGGUCGAACCCAUCUGAAUGCUUUGACAAUACAUGAGUUGAUCACCAUGCUUAAAGGAAACCGCAAUGCGUAUGAUUUUCCUGGCUGGAUCGGUGCUGCGGGUGAAUGGUUCUUACUCUAUAGCGUGGCAAAGGAUAAGGAUGGUCUUUUGCAGCGUGAGACUGUCCGGGGCGCUUUCGAUGGCAGCCUGUUUGAGCGGCUGCAAGACUACAAGAAAUCCUCCUGA